GUCAAAAUAGCUUGCCCAAAACUUGAUUUAAAAUCUUUUCCUUGGCCAUAGAAAUGACGGCUCAAAAUAAUGUUUCUGAUAUAUUUGGGGUCUUUUCCCGUAAUAAUAAAAAAACACGAAAUUUUUGCGAGACAAAACACAUUCCGAUUAUAUCUCGGACAGGAUUGUUUGAGUUUCCCGUUAUUAAAAUUCAGUAUGGUCUUUAUUUGAACCACCUCUAAAUGUCAAGUGCAUUGCUUUGAUUGCAAAUCAGAUAAGAUUUAUCCUUCGUUAUCCAAACCACCAAUCCAGUGGCACUUACUCGCCCUGAUCAAGUAGAAUUGAAGCGUCAAUUUAUCCUGGAUUAGAGUCCAAGUAAGAUUUACGUAAUUAAGCUCAGUGCCCUUGAGUUCUGUGGUAUUAGGGUUUGAGUGGGCACUACACAGGGGAUUUUUUGGUAUCACUGGUCGCUGAUCGGCUUCUUUUAUCUUCUAAUCCGUAUCCAAGAGGAAAUCAAACAGUGGAGAACACUUGUGUCAUCUCGAGUCCCCGAAACUUACCACUCUUUUGCAUGCAAAGUGGCCAAGAACGAUCAGAUUUGAGUGGAUGCUUAUCUUAACUCCAGCUUCUUCUCUCUUAUGAAAUUGGGCUCUUACACCGCUAGAGGUCGUUCUCAUCGUCCCCUCCAUAUUUAUUACUGAAUUCAUCUCCAUAUUUUACUGAGUACAACUACUUUUAACCGAAUAAAACUGAGUAGUUUUAUUACUGAACAAAACGACUUUUUACGCCAUCAUGAUCAAAAUAUAUUGUGGCUGGGUGCAAAUGUCACUGGUGUUACUAUGCGCUGGCAGAAUGGGUUUAUGUUUCGAUGACGAGAAGAAGUUACUGGAGAUGUUGUCUAACAGCACCUACGAGAGGAGACUCAGACCAACCACAUACUUUAAUAGGGAUCCAGUGGAAGUGUCUGUGAACAUUUACGUGGUCAACGUGGGGCCAGUUUCAGAGGUCGACAUGACAUUCAAAGUGGGCAUGUACUUCCGCCAGUACUGGAGGGACCCCCGAUUGGCCUACAAUGGGAGCAAGCCAAUUCCACUUUCGCAGGACUUGAUAGACUUCCUGUGGCUGCCGGACUCUUUCUUCCAGACCGAAAUCACCUCCAACGUGCACCAGGUCACAAAGGAGAACGUCUUCUUCAGAGUUCACCCCACCGGCGAUAUCCUCAUGAGCAUCAGGGCUACUGUGAUCUCCAGAUGCCCAAUGAACCUCAAGUUUUUCCCGAUGGACAGACAGAUCUGCGAACUCAGAAUCGCCAGCUAUGGAUAUACGACAGAAGACGUACGCUACAGUUGGCGACACCAACCGGGCAACCCUGCAAUCAUGAUGGCCCAGGACACUACUCUCUCUAACUUCCGAGUCGAAAACUUGUCCCUAUCGACGUUCAACAGAUCCCUAUCAACAGGACAGUGGAGCACACUUUCUGCCAGAUUCACCCUUGUCCGAAACACCCUCUAUUUCCUCAUUCAGAUGUAUGUGCCUUCUGCACUCAUAGUCAUGGUCUCAUGGGUCUCCUUCUGGCUAGGACACUCCUCAGUGCCAGCCAGGGCUGCACUCGGCAUCACCACAGUGUUGACUCUAUUGACCAUUAUCACAGGCAGCAACAACAACAUGCCAAAGAUUUCUUACAUGAAGGCCAUAGAUGUAUACUUCGCCGGAUGCUUCUUCUUCGUUUUCUGCUCACUUAUAGAAUUCGCGGCUGUAUGUUACUUGGACGUGGCAGCCGACUACGACCCUGAUUUCGAAGGGGCAUACUUCCGACGACACUCCCACUCAUCCGGCAACUAUGGACAUGGAGCAUACUUCUCCCACAGGGACGACAGUGACAGUCCGUCUGAAACAGUCGGUUGCACAGGUGACAGUGGGAUCUCAUUUAGAUCCAGAUUCAGAAAAACACCAUCAGGACGAGCGUCCGUUGAUUCCACUCAGAAAUCGCAACUACGUUCUCGAUCAUUCCGUCGAGAUGGUCAAGACACCGGAAGCAAAAGGGAAUCGAGAUACAGUGGAAAAAGCAGACCUCUCACAGUCCCAUAUGAUCAUGUUAAAUAUCAUUCAGACGUUUUUCAAGCCAAAUCGAGGAGCCGACGUCACAUGCAAAAGUCCAGCGAAGCUCCACUUCACCCCUGGAUGCAAAUAAAGAAUGCUCAGACUAGGAAGUCCGUGAAAUCGAUACAGGAGGUGCAAGUGGAUAACAACCAAGUCCCAUUCUCUCUCAGCGAUAAGGGCACAAACGCCAAAAAGGUGCAUUCCGGAGGAGGAGACAGCUACACUGCCAAUAUGAAGAUUUUUCCCUAUUUCAAACUCAAAGAACUCUUCUGUUGUUGCCCUGCAAAACAAACACAACAACAGCAAUACACCAGCUCAAUGCCAUCCAACAAUAUGACGCGAACUUGGUCAGAUCAGUCACAUCUUGCUCCCCAAAUCGCAAACUUAGACUGCACAAACGAAGUUCUUUUUGACUCUCGCUUCAAUGUAAUAGUUGAGCCAUUGACCAUGCCCGCAAAUACUUUAUGUGCCACUUCGUCGAGCAAGGUGUUAAACAUAAACGGUGGUCAAAGUACAUCCGUUAUUGGCAAAACUCCUAGAAUGACAUCGAUGGAAUUUACAGAUGAACAUAUAGGUUGCAAAGAAGAUUUCAGGAACGAUGAUGACUCGGAUACUUCAUAUAGAAUAAGUAUGUUGCGAAGUCAAUUUACCACUAGAAGUCGUUCAGUUCCGUCGCAUAACUCCGAUGCUUCUAUCAACUUAAGAAGUUACAACAGCCGAGGAGAACUGAAGGUGGUCGGCAAAAGGGAAGAAAACACUGAAGUCGACUGUAACUGGUCAUGUAGAGACCUAAAAGACAAAUUCAACUCAGGGACAAAAAAGGGAAAUGAUAUCGAGCAGCAGAGGUUUCGGGAUGCAGAGGAGAACGUAGAAAUAGAUUCUCUCUUGGCUAGUAGAAAUCCGACUUGCAUCAUCCACAAUGUGGGCAUCAUUGACCGAUAUUCUCGCUUCGUAUUUCCUCUAGCAUACCUGCUUCUGAACCUAAUAUACUGGUACUACUACAAGCUGACAUCAUUUUAACAAUGUUAGCAUAAACAGCGAAUUAGAAAAAUAAUAAAUUCAUGUUACUAUAUAUAGUAGUUGAAAUCUCCAAAA
Symsagittifera roscoffensis is the source of this 3174-nucleotide messenger RNA. RefSeq lists its product as uncharacterized. The transcript is spliced from 11 exons. Bases 772 to 3099 code for a protein of 775 amino acids. Gene Ontology annotation, biological process: signal transduction; regulation of membrane potential; chloride transmembrane transport. NCBI's taxonomy places the organism in Eukaryota, Metazoa, Xenacoelomorpha, Acoela, Convolutidae. Gene Ontology annotation, molecular function: chloride channel activity; neurotransmitter receptor activity; GABA-A receptor activity. The record is from RefSeq and is a predicted model, not a curated record. Gene Ontology annotation, cellular component: neuron projection; synapse; plasma membrane.